Messenger RNA from Zea mays, 1945 nucleotides. Its product is annotated as probable fucosyltransferase 8. Lineage: Eukaryota; Viridiplantae; Streptophyta; Magnoliopsida; Poales; Poaceae. Gene Ontology annotation, cellular component: Golgi apparatus; membrane. Gene Ontology annotation, molecular function: galactoside 2-alpha-L-fucosyltransferase activity. The record is from RefSeq and is a predicted model, not a curated record. The transcript is spliced from 2 exons. Gene Ontology annotation, biological process: xyloglucan biosynthetic process; cell wall biogenesis. The coding region runs from base 151 to 1851 and encodes 566 amino acids.
CGCAAUCGAAGUACAGGAGACACAAAACUCAACGGCACGAGAGCCAAUCUUCCACGUCGUAGCAGGACUCUUCUCAUCGUCCAUAAAGAAAAGCCUCGCUAGGCAGAUCGACGAUCGCCAUGUGCGCGUGCAGGUGCAGAGGUGGCCGAGAUGGAAAUGGCCAGUGCCGCUGGAGGUGUGCCAAAGAAGCUGGACGACGAUCCGGCGGCGCACGCCGCGGAGCCGUGGCCGCCGGCAGCGAGGGAGGAGAAGAAUAAGCUGUGGCGCCGGGUUUUGCUCGUCGGCAGCCUGGUGACUCUGCCGCUCGUCGCCUUCUUCGUGCUCGGCCGGGAGAGCGCGUCAACGGCCUGGCUGCAGAUGGCUAUUGCCAAGCUCACCGCCAUGAACAAUGGAACAGCAGGGUUCACAGAGGGUCCUCACGUGCACGGCCGUGACGAGCUUCUUGGAGGGCUGCUCGCUCCGGGCAUGGACCGGCGAGCGUGCCGGAGCCGGUACCAGUCAUGGCAGUACUACAAGCACUUCCCCUUCGCGCCGUCGCCGCACCUCCUGGCCAAGCUGCGCGCGUACGAGGCUCGGCACAGGCGGUGCGCCCCCGGCACGCCGUUGUACGCCAAGUCCGUCGAGCAGCUCCGGUCCGGCCGCAGCGCCGACGACAUGGAGUGCGCCUACAUCGUGUGGCUCCCCUUCGACGGCCUGGGCAACCGCAUGCUGUCCAUGGUGAGCGGCUUCCUCUACGCGCUGCUCACCGACCGCGUCCUCCUCGCCGCCGUGCCCCCGGACUCGGCCGACCUCUUCUGCGAGCCGUUCCCGGGCGCGACGUGGCGGCUCCCGGCGGAGGAUUUCCCCGUCGCCAACCUGUUCGGGGUCGGCCAGGACAUUGAUCGGUCGUACACGAGGCUCGUCGGCGACGGCAAGGUCGGCCCCGGCCUGGCUGCUGCGAACGCGACUCCGUCGUACGUGUACCUGAGCCUAGGGUGGCAGCUCAAGGACCCGCUCUUCUUCUGCGGGGAGCACCAACGCGCGCUCGGCAAGAUCAACUGGCUGCUGCUGUACAGCGACCUCUACUUCACGCCGUCGAUGUACGCGGUGGCAGAGUUCCAGGACGAGCUCCGGCGGCUGUUCCCGGAGAGGGAGAGCGUGCACCACCUCCUGUCCCGGUACCUACUCCACCCGGCCAACCCCGUGUGGAGCUUGGUCACCAGGUACUACCGCUCCUACUUGCCUGCGGCGACGCGGAGGAUCGGCGUGCAGAUCAGGAUGUUCGGCCACUCUUCCAUCCCGGCCGACGACAUGUACAACCAGAUCCUUAACUGCUCCAGGCAGGAGCACAUACUCCCGGAAACCGAAGAUGGUGACGAGGAUGCGAUCGACCGGAAUGGUGGCGAUGGCUCCAACAACUCCACGGCCAUCUUGGUGGUCUCUCUGUACGCCGACCACUUCGAGAGACUGAGGUCGAGGUACUACGAGCACGCGGCGAAGGGCGGCGAAAUGGUGGGCGUGUUCCAGCCGACGCACGGGGAGCGGCAGGCGACGGACAACCUGGCGCACAACCAGAGGGCGCUCUCCGAGAUCUACCUGCUCAGCUUCUCCGAGGAGCUGAUCACGUCCGGGCUCUCCACGUUCGGGUAUGUGAGCAGCGGCCUCGCCGGCGUUCGGCCGGCGAUCCUGCUCACUGCGUUCGACCACAAGGUUCCCGAGACGCCGUGCCGGCGGGUGGUGUCCAUGGAGCCGUGCAACCUCACGCCACCCCGGGGCCUCGAGUGCACGGACAAGCCCGCGGACGUGGAGGACCUAGCACGCCAUGUUAGGGUCUGUGAGGAUUUCAACGAUGGGGUCAAGUUUUUUGACUAGGCAGCGCCGUUGACUUCUUCCCUUUGCUUCCAUGUUUGCUCUAUAACACAUUUUUUGCACUAUAGAUGCCGUGUUUGUAGAAAAAAGUUUGAAA